GAAAUAAAAAUAUAUUUCUCACCCAAAAUUCUUCUUCUCUUUCUUUCUCCUCCGAUUCUUGCGUUGCGAAUUGGUCCAAUUGCAAACUCAGCAGCACCUGCUCCUCAAUUUGUUUCGCUCCACUUUGGCCUCGAACUCGAUUCGAACUAUGUGAACGCCACUGUUGUCUCUCGUAUGUUGUUGCUGUUGCUGUUAUUACUAUUGUUGUGGUGGUUCUACUGUUCUGUUAGGUUCGGUUUGGAUCUCCGAAGCAUGAAUCUGGGCAACGGAAAGGGAUCCAUGUCAACGGUUACUACAACAGCGGUUAUGAAAUCCGGAGACGCCGUCUCCGACCAGUUUCCGGCGGGUCUCAGGGUUCUGGUGGUCGACGAUGAUCCCACGUGCCUCAUGAUUCUCGAGAAGAUGCUUCGCACGUGCCUCUACGAAGUUACCAAAUGCAACCGAGCAGAGACUGCGCUUUCACUUCUUAGAGAGAACAAAAAUGGGUUUGACAUUGUUAUAAGCGAUGUGCAUAUGCCUGACAUGGAUGGAUUUAAACUUCUGGAGCACAUUGGGUUGGAGAUGGACCUUCCUGUUAUCAUGAUGUCUGCGGAUGAUGGUAAAAGUGUUGUUAUGAAGGGUGUGACUCACGGUGCUUGUGAUUAUCUGAUUAAGCCUGUUCGCAUUGAGGCUUUGAAGAACAUAUGGCAGCAUGUGGUUCGGAAGAAGAAGAAUGAGUGGAAAGAUGCAGAGCAAUCCGGCAGUGCCGAAGAAGGAGAUCGCCAACCUAAGGCAUCUGAUGAAGCAGAUUACUCUUCCUCAGCUAACGAAGGCAGUUGGAGAAACUCAAAGAAGAGAAGGGACGAGGAGGAGGAGGCAGAGGAUAGAGAUGACACAUCCACGUUAAAGAAACCGCGAGUUGUUUGGUCUGUGGAGCUUCAUCAACAGUUUGUGGCUGCUGUGGAUCAGCUCGGAAUUGACAAGGCUGUUCCUAAAAAAAUUCUGGAAUUGAUGAAUGUUCCUGGGCUCACUAGAGAAAAUGUUGCCAGCCACCUGCAGAAAUACCGGUUGUAUCUUCGAAGAUUGAGUGGAGUUUCUCAACACCAGAAUAAUAUGAGCAACUCCUUUCUCGGCUCUCAAGAGGCAACGUUUGGGACAAUUUCUUCGAUUAAUGGGAUUGAUCUUCAAACUCUUGCAGUUGCUGGCCAGCUUCCUGCUCAAAGUCUGGCUACUCUUCAAGCAGCAGGACUUGGUAGGUCAACUGCAAAAGCUGGUGUACCAAUGCCUCUCAUGGAUCAAAGGAACCUUUUUAGUUUUGAAAACCCAAGGGUACGAUUUGGAGAAGGCCAACAGCAACAUUUAAGCAGUAGUAAACCAAUGAACUUAUUGCUUGGAAUCCCCACCAACAUGGAGCCUAAGCAGCUUGCCAAUUUGCACCAGUCUACCCAAUCCAUUGCCGGUUUGAAUAUGCGAGUCAAUGCAUCUGCCCCACAAGGCAACCCCUUAUUGAUGCAGAUGCCACAAUCUCAACCUAGAGGUCAGAUGCUAAGUGAAAAUACUGGUCCUCGUGUUCCCAGGCUUCCAUCAUCGUUGGGGCACCCUAAUGUAUCAAAUGGAAUUUCUAAUGGCUUUCUGGGCAGAAAUGGAAUUGCUGGUAAUAACAGAGGACCUGCGUAUAAUCCUGUUCCACCAAACUCUUCGUUGUUGAGUUUUCCAAUGAAUCAAAGUUCUGAAGUCUCCGUCAACAAUAGUUUACCUCUUGGAAGCACUCCAGGUAUAUCCAGUAUCACAACAAAAGGCUCAUUUCAGGAGGAAGUUACAUCUGGAAUUAAAGCAUCUGGUGGAUUCCCAAGUUAUGAUAUUUUUAAUGAACUGCACCAUCACAAGUCCCAUGAUUGGGAGAUAACAAACCCAGGCCUGACAUACAGUGCCCCCCAUCAUGCAAAUCAUUUACAAGGUAACAUUGAUGUCUCGCCAUCAGUUUUAGUGCAUCAAGGGUUUUCUUCUACCCAGCAGACCGGCCAAAGCAGAGAUGCUACUUUAAUUGGAAAAGCUAUGUUCUCCGUGGGAGAAGGGUCGGAGCAAGAUAACCUCCAAAAUGCUGUUCAACACCUCCAUCCGCUUCUUGUUGACAAUUCAGUAAGGGUUAAGUCUGAAAGAAUUCCCGAUGCAAGCUCCCAGACUAACCUCUUCCCUGACCAUUAUGGGCAGGAGGAUCUGAUGAGUGCGCUUCUAAAGCAGCAAGAAGGCAUGGGACCAUCUGAGAGUGAGUUUGAAUUUGAUGCUUAUUCUCUGGACAACAUCCCUGUCUAGAACAAACCCUGGCCAGUUCUUUCUGAUUGCAGUUUGUCAGUGUAAAUAGUUUAUGUUACACAAGCACGUUAUCAUCCUGCAGUUAGCAAUUUUGGAACUGAGUCUAAAUUGUUCAACAAACAGGAUUUGGUUGAUGUCAAAUAUUCAGACUUCUGGGAUUACUAGUGUAUUGUAAUGGCUUAGUCUGAAUGGUUAAGAUGAAUCAGAUAAAAACGUCAACUGCAUAUAUAUGCACAAGGCACGUGCAAUUUUGACUGCUAUUGAUAGCAAAGUUGCUAGCAAGCUUCUAAUUUUAGGGUGUUCUUGAAGGUAUGUUGGCGUAGGGCAGAAUUGCAGAAGCAAGGUUUUGAUACAUCUGCAAAGUUGUCGUAGGAUCUUUUCUAACUUCAAAUAACAAAUUAUGAUUUUUUUUUUCUUCUGUUUCUUUUGUAAUUUAUGUCAUUCAAAGUAAGUAACGACUUCCCUAAGCAUGUAAAUAUUGCAUUUGGCUGCUCUAGACGUUUGGUCUGGCCAUUCUUUUCUGGUUGCUUCUGUACUGCGAUACUUCUGUGCUUUUAAUGUUCAUUAUGUCAUGCAUUCUUUGUACAUGAA
This is a messenger RNA of Vigna unguiculata (cowpea), 2883 nucleotides long. Its product is annotated as two-component response regulator ARR2-like. Gene Ontology annotation, molecular function: DNA-binding transcription factor activity; DNA binding. Gene Ontology annotation, biological process: cytokinin-activated signaling pathway; phosphorelay signal transduction system. The record is from RefSeq and is a predicted model, not a curated record. NCBI's taxonomy places the organism in Eukaryota, Viridiplantae, Streptophyta, Magnoliopsida, Fabales, Fabaceae.